UCGAAUGUUGUUGUUUGUAUGGGAAAAAGAAAAGUAACUAAUAUAUUUGUAUCGAAUAAGCUAGCAAUUUCCAUGACAAAACAUUAGAAUUUCAUAUUUUACGAUGGAGGAAGAAAUCUGCGAUGAAGAGGUAGACCCAAGAAUUAAGGACGAAUUGGAAAGAUUAAAUAAUGCUUCACAUCAAAUCAAUCUCCUUGAAAAAGAUCACGAAGAUGCUCAGGAAAUGUUUCGUCUCACAUUGGCUGAAUCAGCAUCUCAUCUUAAGUCCUUAUAUGAUAAACUUGGAAAGAAAGUGGACCAGGCCAGACCUUAUUAUGAGACAUUGAAUCAAACUGAACAUGUGCACAAUGAAAGUGAACAAGCAGCAGCUCGUUAUGAAAGAGCGUGUGAUAAUUAUAAUGCAGCUAGAGACAUGGUGAAGAAAGCAGAGGAAAAAUUGAACCAAGAUGAAAGGUUUUUAGAUUCUGCAUGUCAAGAAAUGCUAAAUCAUGCAACUAUAAAGGUUAUGGGUGCUAAUCAGGAAAAAAUUGCAGCUGAAAGAAUCCAUCUUGAAGUGUCUCAGGCUUUCAAUGAAAUGCAAGAGAAGAAAACUCGCCUUCAAAAAAGUUUAAAGUCUGUUAUACACAAGACAAGGGCAUAUUUUGAAUUAAAAGAGAAAUACAACAAAGUACUUGAGGCACACAAACGUAAAGUAUUUAAACUAGAGAAUGAUAUAAUACUGGUAAAGAAGGAAUACCAUGCAGCAUUAAGAAAUCUUGAAGCAAUAAGCGAUUCAAUUCACGAACGACGGAGCAGCCAAAUGAACUUACUUGAACCUCGAGGUCAAGGGGUUGGAGCUGAAAAUCCAGAUGGAGCUUGUUUGGUUGACUUAAAGAAAAACCUGGGGGAUCCAAGGUACGAGGUUGACUCUCCCAGGACUACUGAACGUCGUAUUACAACUGAAGUGACAACGGAACUAGAAUGUGCUGUAAAGUCACUGAAUUUAGAAGCCAGUUCACCUGAACUUGACCGCGAUUUCACCCCUGAUGGAACGCAAGAUUCGUUUGGUGAAAUUACUUUAAGUUCUAAUGAUAGUGACAGUGGUAGCUGUGAUAGUAAUUUAUGUAAUACCACAUUUUCAACUCCUUUAAAACGAGAAGGAUCUACAGCUAUGGAAGCGAAACUCUUUGUAACACCACCACCAUCAGAUGAAAAUUCUGAGGAUAAUGUUGAAGCAUCUGCAAUAAGACUAGAAAAAUGGUUCUUUUUUAGUCCAGUUUCAGCAAAAAAUGUAGACACUUUGGAAAAGACGUAGUCUGUAUUGGGUUUUUUAUUCUUACCCAAAUUAGUGAAUAGUGAACGUCAUCAUGGCAGCUUGAGCUCGAUAUAUCACACUGAAACUGAAUGAUCGUAUGAUCAACUUGGUAUUACCACCCGAAAUUCCAGAAUUCGUGAAUCAACGGAACGCCUCAGAACCUUCAAUUAUUCUAUGAAUCAUUCCAUGAAACAUCUUUAACAACAUCCAACGGUUCGAGGCUAACAAAAAAUGAGACAUAAUUAAGCUUGCUAAAUGAAGAGUGAACGGGGUUAAGUAAACCAUAUUGAGGUAAUGGAGAGUUCAACUCUGGUCCCAUGUUUGAAAGGAUUCUUAUGAACGCGACGAAGGUGUAUUGAACCUUUUCAUCUUGAGAAACUCCAUAUAGACUAUGAAUAGUUUUCCUGGCAAUUUGAAAUGUUUCCUUGUGUGGUGUGCGUGUGUGUUGCAAGUUGCCAGGAAAUUUUAGAAAUAAGUAAAUAUGGGAUAUGUAAUGAUUAUUGACUGAGAAAGAGGACUGUGUUUGCGAGGUCGAGUUUACUUGUAUAUACAAAAUUAGGCUCAUUGAAUUUUCUAUUUAUUAUAAUAUUUAU
This is a messenger RNA of Dendronephthya gigantea, 1887 nucleotides long. Its product is annotated as SH3 domain-binding protein 5-like. Gene Ontology annotation, biological process: intracellular signal transduction; negative regulation of protein tyrosine kinase activity. Gene Ontology annotation, molecular function: protein kinase inhibitor activity. Lineage: Eukaryota; Metazoa; Cnidaria; Anthozoa; Malacalcyonacea; Nephtheidae. The record is from RefSeq and is a predicted model, not a curated record. Gene Ontology annotation, cellular component: cytoplasm. The transcript is spliced from 7 exons. The coding region runs from base 104 to 1294 and encodes 396 amino acids.